Messenger RNA from Aedes albopictus (Asian tiger mosquito), 1020 nucleotides. RefSeq lists its product as uncharacterized. The transcript has a single exon. The record is from RefSeq and is a predicted model, not a curated record. Lineage: Eukaryota; Metazoa; Arthropoda; Insecta; Diptera; Culicidae. Gene Ontology annotation, biological process: DNA integration. Bases 1 to 1020 code for a protein of 339 amino acids. Gene Ontology annotation, molecular function: nucleic acid binding.
AUGCAGCAACAAAUGGGAGACCUACCGAAAUCUCGUUUGGAGGGAGUGUACCCCUUCUUCAACACUGGAGUCGACUUUUGCGGGCCAAUCUACAUCCGACAACAUAACAAGCGAUCAACCGUCACCUACAAGGCAUAUGUAGCGGUGUUUGUAUGCUUCGCCACUCGAGCCAUACACCUGGAGCUGGUAGGAGAUUUGACCGCAGAUGCCUUCAUUGCGGCCCUACACCGUUUCGUCUCCCGAAGAGGUAAAUGCGCUAAAUUGUUUUCCGAUAAUGCCCUUAAUUUCGUCGGUAGCAAGAACAAGCUGAAGGAAAUGUACGACAUGUUCCGGUCACAGCAACUAAAAACCAAGCUGGACGACUUUUGUGCCAAAUCAGCAAUCGAAUGGCACCUGAUCCCACCUUCCGCCCCACACUUUGGAGGUUUGUGGGAGGCCGGCGUACGCUCUGCCAAAUACCUCUUGAAGCGCAUCACUGGAACCGCCAACAUGAACUUCGAGGAAUACACCACCGUUUUCGCCCGCAUAGAAGCCCUGCUGAAUUCGCGGCCAAUAACCGCCCUAUCUGAAGAUCCCAGUGACAUCAGCCCGCUAACUCCUGGCCACUUCCUGGUGGGUCGUCCGUUGACCGACAUUGCUGAACCCGACCUAACGGACCGCAAAGAGACUACGCUUUCCCGAUGGCAACGACAGUCCCAAAUGGUGCAACAUUUCUGGGCUCGAUGGUCGAAUGAUUACAUUACGACACUGCAGAACCGCAACAAAUGGCACAAACCGUUCCCUGUGAAGCCUGGACAGUUGGUGAUCAUCCGAGAAGACAACCAGCCACCGAUGAACUGGAAGCUGGGGAGGAUCGAACAAGUGUUCCCUGGACUGGACGGACUGGUACGAGUGGUCGAUGUACGAUCUGGCGGCAAACUUGUCCGAAGGCCUAUUGUGAAGCUGUGCCUACUACCGGUGGACGACAACGUAGUGCAGCCUGACAACGACCUCCACGAAGACGAGAACGACAGCGAAUGA